Molecule: messenger RNA, 4593 nt
Organism: Parasteatoda tepidariorum (common house spider)
Lineage: Eukaryota; Metazoa; Arthropoda; Arachnida; Araneae; Theridiidae
Product: alpha-latrotoxin-Lp1a pseudogene
Source: RefSeq, a predicted model, not a curated record
UUCCACGUCUCUCUUUCUCUGCGAUACAAAAUUGAAGUUUUAAAAGUUAACUCACAGUCGUUUACUAGAAUACAAAAUCUCGCAAAAUGGCCUCCGCAAAGUAUUCAAGAUAUCAAAUGGAUGAAUUAAGUGUUUCAAGCAGGAUAAAGCGUGAAACGUCCAAGGUUGAGCAAUGUAAAGCAAUGGAGAUAGGAUCGAAAGUUUCUUCAACGGCAAGCGAUAUUGUGAAUGAUCUGAAUUCGAUUCCUAUUGUUGGCGAGUUCCUGGGAGUCUUUACUGCAGGUAUUUCAGUGGUCUCUCAUUUAUUUUCCGGGGGAUUAGACAUAGCUCAAACAGCAGUGGACUGUGGCGAUGUGCCAUUCGAUGAAAUAAAAGAGAUCAUGAAUAGAAGAUUCAACGAAAUUGAUAGGAGGCUGGAUGAACAGACAGCAGCUUUGAGGGAGAUUAGGACGUUAGCAAAUAAAACUUUAAUUUCCGUUGAACAAACUAGACUCGAAAUGCAUGCGCGAUUCGAUGAGGUCAUAGAAACGAUCGAGAUCACCCAGGUAGAUCCGAUAAUAUCGAAAAUUAAUAAUUUCGUUCAAUAUUUCUAUACUGAAUCCGAGAGAAUAAAAGGCUUAAAUAACAAUGAUUAUGUCAAUAGGUUGGCAGAUGGAGAUGAUAACUUUUUAAAAUAUUUAUCAGACUAUAGAACACCAGAUGGAUUGCUUUCCUUCUUGCUAAAUAUCAUAAAGCUGCGAUACGCUACUCCGAAAACAUCUUACGACAAGGCUGCAUUUAAAGCUAUUGAUGCAUUAAUAUAUGGUUCGCAUACGUAUGUUACUGUUAUGUUCUUUUUGAUCGAACAAUAUGCUUAUUUGGUCAACUACUUUCUCCGUAUUAGUGACGUUGAUAACUAUAAUCGAUUCUUAAAUGGUAUGAUAAACACCUUCAAAUAUUUCAGAAGGUCUCUCAUCGGAAGAGGCAUAGCAGGAAAAGAGGAACCAUUGCUGCUUAGAGUAAUAGAGUUGCUGCAGGAAGUGAAUAACUUAGAUUUUGUGUGGGCUACAAAAGCUAGACGAUUGACGGACUCCAUCCGAUUAUUUGAAAGCAUUAAAUUAAAAGUUCAAAAUAUGACCUUACCCGCAAUAGAAGAAGAACCACAAAACUUUGUGCAAUUCUCGUUUAAAAAGAAUAUUAAAACCCCGAUCGGUGAUUGGGUAGCAGGUAAACGAGUUAGUUAUGCGGUCCAGUACAAAAGUGACGAUAAAUAUGCAAAGAUUGGAGAAUGGUCCCAUCCAGUUUUGGUUCAGGAGAGAGCUUGCCCUACUCUUAAAGUACCAAUCGAUAAGUUACGGCGCGAUAGACUCGUGUUUAGAAGAUUCUUAGGCGAAACACCGAAAUUAAUUGGGACACUUAAAAGCUAUGAAACUGAAUUCACUGAUAUUAAUAGAGAUUUCUACGAUGCUGUUGAUAGUCCUGAUAAAGAAUCAGGUAUGAGAGCUGCAACGAUUUUGUUACGAGAAGGAGCUGAUACAAAUGCGAUGUUUGAAAACGGCAGACGGGCUCUUCAUGCCGCUGCAAAAUGGGGCAAUACUGAAAUCGCCUUAAGUUUGCUCUUGGGAAAACCCUAUUCUGAGAAAAAUGCACGAGACAAAAAUGGUUUUACUCCUAUGCACGUAGCUGUAGAAGCUGGACAGGAAGAGUUUAUGAAUCUGCUAAUAAGACAUCGAUCUACCAUAGGCAUACAGUCCUAUCCUCAACUUUUGACUCCUUUGCAUUUGGCAGCCAGAAAUGGUUUUGUGAAAACAUUGGAAACUCUGUUAACAAACACGGUUGACUUGAAUGUCAAAGAUAUGUCUGGAUUCACUCCAUUGCAUAAUGCCGUUGUGGGCGGUGAACAGGUAGUAAAUAUGAUAGUAAAUACUAGAAAGGCUUCGAUUAAUGCACAGUCAAACACAAAGUUGACGCCUUUCCAUUUAGCAGUGAUAAACAACGAUAUGAAGGUAGCACAAAGUUUAAUUAACAGUAAAGAAGUUAACAUCAAUGCUGGUGAUGACAAUAAUAUGACUCCUUUGCACCAUGCAGCAAUGAUGGGGCAUUUAGAUAUGGUGAAUUAUCUUCUCGCCCUAGAAGGGAUAGAAAUAAACGAAGGUACUAAUGAUAACAAAUGGGCUCCAAUUCACUAUGCAAUAUUUUUCAGGAAAGAUAAUGUAAGCAAACGUCUAUUAGAAGACGGGAGACUUAAACUGCGAACAGUAACUAAUGGUUGGCUCACAGCUUUGCAUUUUGCAGUAACAUAUGGCAGAAAAGAUGUUCUUUUAGCAAUAAUUAAGCGUGGCGUCCUCAUAGAUCAGCAAACACAGGAAGGUUACUCAUCCCUUCACUUAGCCGCAAUGAGAGAAACACCGGACAUGCUAAAUAUUCUAAUACAGAAUAAAGCUGACAUCAAUGCUAAAACAUUUAAAAACUCAACGCCACUGCAUGAAGCUGCAUUUCGUGGAAGAAUCGAAAAUGUUCUGGUACUUCUUGAUAAAAAUGCUGAUUUACAUGCUAGAGAUGACAUGGGUAACACGCCUAUCCACAAGGCAGCUUUAAAUGGAGCAGUUUCUGUAGUAGAUCUCUUACUGAAACGUGACAAAAGUUUACUGGAACUGAAAAACCACCGCGGAGAGACUCCUCUACACAUGGCGUCUCAAAAUAUGCAUUCAGCAGUUGUUAAAUUUUUAAGAAACAAGGGUGCAAACGUUGAUGUCAGUAACAGUGAUGGAGAAACACCGAUACAUAUGUAUGCUAAAGGAGGACAGUUACACAUGAUUGAGUACCUGAUCAGUAAUGGUGGGGGCCUUUAUGUGACUGACUCACGGACUAAUGAUUUCAUGUAUUAUGCCAUUCAAAAUGGACAUAUUGAUGUAGUUAAAUAUGGCUUUGAGAGAGAAAGGUACAUAUACGACGCGCUAGUUAAAACACAUAUUCCACCUCGUUGUCCCAAGUCAUGUCCAUGGGUUUUUUGCGAUGCAAAUCAGUUCGAUCAACUGGAAAUGAUCAAAUAUUUUUUUGAUAAAAUAAAUCCAAAAGAUUGCGUGCUGUUAAACGAAGCAGCUCUUUAUGGGCACUUAGACAUAGUUAAAUAUUUCAUUCAAGAAAGAAAUGCUAAUAUUGAGAAGGAAUCGCCCACCGCUUACCCACCACUUUGCUCUGCUGCGCAGUCCGGACAUUUGCAUAUCGUAAAAUAUAUGAUAGAAAAAGAUGCCAGUGCCAAAGGUGAAUGCGGAUCUUCAGGAUUUUUGAAUCGAGCUACCCAAGCUGAAGUGGACAGUGAAACUAGAGUAGAAAUUAUUAAGUUGUUAGUAAUGAAGGGAGCUGAUAUAAAUCAUAGAGACGAAGGAGGCCAACUACCUAUACAUCAUGCCAUAUUCUUGAGGGAUUUGGUUACCGCGGAUUAUUUUAUAGAAGACUUGGGUGUUUCAGUGAACGAACCAACAGCUAAUAAGUUACGUAAUACACCCUUACACAUGGCAGUCCAACAUGAAUAUUUCGAUGUUGUUAAGUAUCUCGUUGAGAAAGGCGCCGAUAUGAAUGCAAAAAAUAAUAAGAAUGAAACUCCUUUUGACAUAGCUCUCGGUUUGAAAUCGUUUGUAAUAGGUAAUUACUUGAAAUCAAAAAUGAAUCGCUCCCCACGAAAUUUAGCAGCGAGCGUUUUAAAUAAUACUAAUUUUAAUACCGGGCCUUCAAACUUCAUUGAAGAAAAUGACCAUAACUCAUUUCUUCAAGGGGAUAAUAAAAGAGAUAAAACCUUUCACAGAAUUUCGAACUUUAAUUCACUUCAGGAUUUUGACGUAAUUGGGACUUUGCUUUUGUUAAACGUAUUUGUAAGAAAGUUUACAGGUGAAAAAUAUAUUAAUACAGCAAACCAAACUAAUUUUGAAGAUGAUUCCACAGUUGAAGGUUUGAGGAUUACUGAAAAUCUCCAGCGUUUUUUGAAUAGUAGACCCACUGUCUUACCUGAAGAGAAAAUUGAUUUUUAUGAUGUAUAUUCAAGUAUAAAAAGAGCAAUGGCAAAUGGUAGCAACUCUAAGCUGCACAAAAUCUUGUGUAGAUUUGUAGAAGAGUAUGACAUGCUUACUCCGGAGGAAAUUCAAGAGCUUUUGAAUGUCCAUAUUGGGAAAGAAAGAAUACAGUUCUUUAAAAAGGCAAUUUCCUUAAAGAGCAAUUCAUUUAUAAAUCUGUGGCACUCAGCUACGGAAACCUGCUUCACUGUAGACCGUACUACGAAAUCUCUUGAUAUGUGAAGUUCUGUAGCUGAACUCUAUUCAGUUACUGAAAUAGAGGUUACGACGAGGUUGAGCAAUAUAUUAAGGCUGAUCUUAAACUAAUCAACUGUCGUGAAUCUGUAGCUGUUAUUUAUAAUUGACAAGUUUUGUCCAACUUUAUUGAAAUAAAACCAGUAGCCUCCAAAAAUAUGAAGCCAAAUGUCAAAAGUAAGAAAAGUCUGCUUGUAGAAAAUUAAAACUAAUUUUUUAUUUCACUGUAUUGUAUGGGCUCAUAAGAAUAUGUGAUAUUUUCGAAUUCAUUAUUGAUUUCAAUAAAUUUCUUUUAGGUAAUAGAAUUUUA